This is a messenger RNA of Penicillium canescens, 576 nucleotides long. RefSeq lists its product as uncharacterized. NCBI's taxonomy places the organism in Eukaryota, Fungi, Ascomycota, Eurotiomycetes, Eurotiales, Aspergillaceae. The record is from RefSeq and is a predicted model, not a curated record. The coding region runs from base 1 to 576 and encodes 191 amino acids. The transcript is spliced from 4 exons.
AUGUCACCCCAAAUCUGGAUUAUCACUGGAAGCUCCUCCAGCCUCGGAAGCGAUUUCGUCAAAGCAGCCUUAGAUCGGGGCGACAAGGUGAUCGCGACAGCCCCGCAAAAUGCCACUUUUAUGCAAGGGGGGCUGAAUGAUAUUGCCAACAAGGCUAUUUCUGUGUACGGGCAGAUUGAGGUAAUGAUGAGCAACGCCGGAUACACGCAAUUUGGGACCAUUGAAGAAACCAGUCACGAUGACUGGUUCAAACAGUUCAAUACCCAUGACUUUGGAGCUUCAAAUACGACUAGAUCCUUCCUCCCUCAUUUGCGCAGUAACAAAUCUGGAACCAUUGCCUUCAUUGGGUCUAUGGUCGCGUGGGAUGGUGUACCUACUGUUGGAGCAUACUGUGCUUCGGAGGCUGCUAUACAUUAUGCCGUCGAGUCAUCCAAAGAGAUCGCCGCCGUCGGCAUCAAGUCUCUCCUCUUCGAGCCCGGGACAUUCCGAACUGAUCUUUUGAGCCAGCAGAAUAGCAAAUCAGCCGCUAACAAAUUUGAAUAUUACAAAGCUUUGACCGAAUCAUUGAAUAGCUAG